AUGCGUGAGAUUCUUUACAUUCAAGGUGGCCAAUGUGGUAACCAGAUUGGUGCCAAGUUUUGGGAGGUAGUGUGUGCAGAGCACGGCAUCGAUGUCACCGGGAAGUAUACCGGAGACUCUGAACUCCAGCUCGAGAGGAUCAACGUUUAUUACAAUGAGGCUAGUGGCGGCAGGUUUGUUCCACGCGUGGUGCUCAUGGAUUUGGAGCCUGCUACCAUGGACAGUCACAGAUCUGGUGCUUACGGACAGAUCUUCAGGCCUGACAACUUUGUUUUUGGCCAGUCCGGCGCUGUCACCCGCCUCCGGACGUUUCUGUCGUUCUGGUCUGGGGGCAUGACAGAGUUUCCUCACGAUGAUUUGUUUGACGAAUCAGAGGAUUCUGAUAUGUUCGUUGAGAGUGAAAAUUCCGACGACGAGAGUGACGCUGGGGAGAAUGAUGAAGACGAUCAAGGCGAUGACGAGGACGAUGACGAACACGAUGAUUCCAAGUGA
Molecule: messenger RNA, 492 nt
Organism: Lactuca sativa (garden lettuce)
Lineage: Eukaryota; Viridiplantae; Streptophyta; Magnoliopsida; Asterales; Asteraceae
Source: RefSeq, a predicted model, not a curated record